AUGAAAGAAGAGGCCUACACCUCAAGAGGUUCUGUCUUUCAGCGUCUGGGAACCACAGGAAAGUCAUUAGCGCAAAAAGGGUUGAUGGAGAAUGAAAAGCAAGGUUUUCUUGAAGGAAUCGACGAUAAAGACAUUAAUAGUAUCUUCCUAUCACGUAUGAAGAGAAAGGUUGUGUUGUCAAUCACCACAGAUGAUGAGUUUCCUGAUGAAGAUGUACUAUUUACUGAAGAACUGCUACCUUGGACAUUGCUCUUUGAUGGAUCUGAACGUCGAGAUGGUGCUGGAGCAGGCGUUGUGCUGAUAUCAAUAGAAAAAUUAAUCUUGCCAUUCUCAUUUGUUUUGGGUGAAAUAUGUUCCAAUAAUACUGCAGAGUAUCAAGUUUUAAUCGUUGGCCCUGAAAUGGCAUUAGACAUGAAGAUUCCACAAUUGGAUAUCUAUGGUGAUUCUAAGUUGAUCAUAAACCAACUUUUGGGGAGUUACGAGGUGAAAAAGGAAGAUCUUUUGCCAUAUCACCAAUAUGCUAUUCUUUUUCUUAAAAGGUUUGAUAAGGUAUUUCUAAAUCAUGUCCCAAGAGAAGAAAAUCGCAUGGCGGAUGCUCUGGCUAACUUAGCCACAAUGUUGGCACUCAGAGCAAAUGAGUCAACAAAGGUGCAAGUAUGUCAUCGAUGGGUUAUUCCUGGUUGUCUCGAUCUUCAAAUAGAUGAAAGUCAUCAUACAUCUGUCUGA
This is a messenger RNA of Capsicum annuum, 726 nucleotides long. RefSeq lists its product as uncharacterized. The coding region runs from base 1 to 726 and encodes 241 amino acids. NCBI's taxonomy places the organism in Eukaryota, Viridiplantae, Streptophyta, Magnoliopsida, Solanales, Solanaceae. Gene Ontology annotation, molecular function: nucleic acid binding; RNA-DNA hybrid ribonuclease activity. The transcript is spliced from 2 exons. The record is from RefSeq and is a predicted model, not a curated record.